GUGAGCACAAUAACCCAAAUUUUUAUGAGACUCAAUCCCAACGGUCUGCCUAUUCACAAAGCUACAUUUUCAGUCGCGAAAUGUUGACGAAUGAAGACUAUCUCAGUUUUUUGAGUUUGUUCAAUCCGGUUUUUUUCUGCACUUCCGUUAUUCUACAAACCAUUUGGCUUUUGUUCAUUAUCUUCCACUCUGCAAAAAUGGGAAUCUUUCGAUUCAUCAUAGCACACACAAGUGUCUGCAACAUUGCUUGUCUUUGUCUCGUUGUGUUGUUCCAAUUUCGGCAGGUGUCCUCAAAUGUUCCGGUGGAGGUUCGAAGUUAUGGACCUCUUCGAAUUCUUAGUACGUUGACUAUGUACACGUGCCAUCAAAUAUUUCAACUGACUAUAUUGUUGAGUGGUAUAUCAUUGAUUGUCACGCUAUACUUUAAAUUGAUGACAUUACGUUGGACGAAGGUUUCGAGCAUAACAAUGAUACUGACAUUCUUGGCAUUUCACAUUCCAUUUUUUCUUUCAACAGGCUUUGUAAUAUAUCUAAUUCUUACCGUCGCAUACCCUCAAGAGAUUCAAGAGGAACUAGCACUCAAAAAUGCAAACGCCACGGAGUAUUCCAUCGUUGGUCUAAUGAAACUUCAGACGGUCAGUCUAAUGCAAUUUGCUCUUGUUGUCGGUGGUGUCGUACUUUCUCCAUUUAUUUGUUUUGGAAUCAGAGCAAGAAUUUUGAAUCUUCUCAACAAACACCUGGACGCAUCAUCCAGAACCAAAACUCAACACAAAUCAUUUGUUCUGGGUCUUACUAUUCAAUCUGCAAUUCCAACUUUCACUUACUUCCCGAUGUACUGCAUGUAUUUUUAUUGCGUCACUACUAAAACCGAAAUCCUCUUUCAACAGUACUUCAUCUACUUGGCAUCCGCACUUCCAGUGUUCAUCGAACCAAUUGUCACGCUUUAUUUUGUGAUUCCGUAUCGCAAGAAAUUGUUGUCAUGUCUUGGGAAACGAGACAAUUCAGUUGGAACCACGAUUUCGGUGUCUUCAGGCAUUACACGAUCCAGAAUAUGAUUUACAUUCCCACUUGAAAAGUGAACCUGGAUACAAUAAAAUCACUUUGUUGAAAACAUUGCACUAAUAUAUUUUUUGAAUUCUGUAUAUAUAGUAGCAGAUGAUUUUAUAAUAAAUACUGAGUUUGAAGA
Caenorhabditis elegans is the source of this 1186-nucleotide messenger RNA. It is a transcript of the gene srd-39, whose product is annotated as Serpentine Receptor, class D (delta). The transcript has 5 exons. Gene Ontology annotation, cellular component: membrane. Lineage: Eukaryota; Metazoa; Nematoda; Chromadorea; Rhabditida; Rhabditidae. The record is from RefSeq and is marked reviewed. Bases 81 to 1055 code for a protein of 324 amino acids.